AUGGCAUCCUCGUUUAUGCCUAUUACGCAAACUGUUUCAUCUAAACUAUAUGCAAGGAUAUAUAGCUCACGCUCAGAUUAUUACGCGAAAAGUUUCCAAAUAUUAUCAACGACUCGCAAGAUUUGUGUCAAUCAGAGUUUUCGAUUGGACCGGUCACACUCAAACCAAAAGACUUUGAAACAUCAGACGAGGGCAAGAAAAUUAGGAGCAGAAAGGGAAGAGAGAGAGGAAGAUGACGAUGAUAGGGAAGAGGAUGAAGAUGAUAGGGAUGAGACUGAAGAGAAAGAGGAUCAAGACGAUAAAGAAGACUAUGGAGUGGAGGAAGUAGUUCUAAAACUAUACUCAGAUAUUAAGGACCGGAACAUUGAUGGAAUUUCAGAAGUUAUUGGAGAUGAAUGCCAAUGCUUUUGCAAUUUUUUAUCCACUUAUCGACUCUUACAAGGCAAGAAGCAAGUGAUGGCUUUCUUCUACUGGUUGAUGAUGAAGCUGGGGAAAGAUAUCAAGAUUGUUGUUAAACCAACGUCCAAAGAUGGCAUGACCAUUGGUGUUCAAUGGCAACUCGAAUGGGAGAAACCACAAAUCCAAUUGGGGAAGGGAUUUAGUUUCCACAUUUGCCAUAUCUAUCAAGGAAAGCUGUUGAUAAAGAAUGUAGAGAUGUUCAUGGAGCCAAUCUUUCACAUAGAGCCUCUAAGACUAAGAACUAUGGCGUUUGGAGUCAGCUUGGCUGAGAAGAUAGUCACUUACUUGAGACCACUAGAGAACAUAAGGAAACACGCAAUGACACUUCUCUUACUUUCUCUUCUCUUGUUUGCUGCAGCCGCUUUCUACUUCACCCGACCAAGAUUUUGA
Molecule: messenger RNA, 849 nt
Organism: Thlaspi arvense
Lineage: Eukaryota; Viridiplantae; Streptophyta; Magnoliopsida; Brassicales; Brassicaceae
Source: the annotation of a GenBank genome assembly